Messenger RNA from Telopea speciosissima, 440 nucleotides. RefSeq names its product transcription elongation factor SPT4 homolog 2-like. Gene Ontology annotation, molecular function: RNA polymerase II complex binding; zinc ion binding. Gene Ontology annotation, biological process: chromatin organization; positive regulation of DNA-templated transcription, elongation; regulation of transcription elongation by RNA polymerase II. Bases 44 to 391 code for a protein of 115 amino acids. The transcript has 6 exons. The record is from RefSeq and is a predicted model, not a curated record. Gene Ontology annotation, cellular component: nucleus; DSIF complex. NCBI's taxonomy places the organism in Eukaryota, Viridiplantae, Streptophyta, Magnoliopsida, Proteales, Proteaceae.
AACGAAGAAGAAAAGAGCUGGUGCUGGAAAUUGAUGUCUGAAGAUGGCAAAUUAUGCACAGAUUCCGACGAGUUUUGGGCACGAGCUCCGGGCUUGCCUUCGCUGCAGGCUCGUCAAAACUUACGAUCAAUUCAGAGAAUCAGGCUGUGAAAACUGCUCCUUUUUCGGCAUGGACAAAGAUCAAGAGCGCGUAGUGGAAUGCACCACUCCUAAUUUUACUGGGAUCAUUGCAGUCAUGGAUCCAAGUAGAAGUUGGGCUGCUCGGUGGUUGCGCAUGGGAAAAUUUGUUCCUGGUUGUUACACUCUUGCUGUCUCAGAAGCACUUUCAGAAGAUCUGCAGGCCAUAUGUGAGGAGGAACAUGUGCAAUAUAUCCCACCAAAACGUGUAUAGUGCCUUUCUAUGGCGGUGACGGCACAUGCCGAUAUUUAUGGACGUGCAC